Molecule: messenger RNA, 501 nt
Organism: Dracunculus medinensis (Guinea worm)
Lineage: Eukaryota; Metazoa; Nematoda; Chromadorea; Rhabditida; Dracunculidae
Source: the annotation of a GenBank genome assembly
UAUGUAUUUAAAUAUUUUCAGAAAGGUGUUUCAAGGAAGUGGGAAAUGGUACUGGGUCAUGAUAGUGCUGCUUGUGUGCUUUAUCAUAAAAAUAAAAAAUCCUUCCUCUUUGUCAGACAGUUUAGACCAGCUGUAUUUGUCGCUAAAAUUAGAUCGAUGCCUGAAAACAUAAACAAAUCGCUGAAAGAAAUAAAUUGGACAACAUACCCAAUAAAUAUUGGUAAAACAAUUGAACUGUGUGCUGGUAUCAUUGAUAAACCAAAUCUUGAUGCAAAAAGACACAUCCACGAAGAAAUUAUUGAAGAAUGUGGCUACAAUGUUCCAAUUGAUAGUAUAAAACAUAUCAAGAAACUUAUAGCAGGCGUUGGUUCAUCGGGUAGUCAACAAGAUAUAUUUUUUGCGGAAAUUGAUGAAUCGAUGAGGGUUAGUGACGGUGGCGGAAUUGGCGAAGAAAGUAUUGAAAAGGUAUUUCUAUGCUGUGAAGCUUUCUAUUUUUUUUGA